AUGGUCGCAAGCCCCGCGCAGAGGCGGCGGAACGGCGCAGUUGGCGCAGCGGGAGCGCACAGAGGCGCCAACCGAGCUCCGCAUUCCUCUCAACGGCGCCGCGAUGAGCGUCGCGUCGCUCAGGGAAAUGCUCCUUGUCCGCCCGCGCGGCGCGGCGCAGACUCAACCCGGUGCCGCUGCUGCCACGAAACAGUCGCAUGCGGAAGCAGAUGGUUACGCGCCGUGCCCGCUGUUUCAACCCUGGAGGGGCGCGCUUUCGCGCAUCUUCGCGUGCAAGUGGCGCAGACUAGAUUCCGCCCUCCCCCCAAGCGCCUCCUCCCCGUCCGUCACUCUGCGACUGUUCAUGUGGGCGUGCUGGGGGGAUGCGGAGUGCUGCGCUUUGAUGACGUGUUUGUGAACUCUAACGGGACUGCCUUUAACGAGAGCCACGUGUUCGCAAAGGACGCGUGCGGGCGGGGCCAGUGGACCCGGGAGGGCGGCGCAGUGAAGACGCUGAGAGAUCCGAUUUCCUUUGCGUCGGGGACCCGCGUGAGCGUGCACGAGCACCUGGUGAAUCUCCUGCCGUACGAGCAGGAGGAGGCGGAGCAGCAGGUGGAAGAGGCGGAGGAGGCGGAGAUGGCGGAGCGGGGGCUGCGGGGGACGGACUGGGUGGCGCAGGCGCGGCUGCACAACGGCAAGGAGCGGCUGCUGGAGCGCCUGCUCCCCGCGCUGUACCUGGUAGCAACUGCGCUCAUGCCCGCCGCGAGGCAGUACCCCCUGCUGCUGAGGAUCGAACACGUGAGUCCCGCUUGCGCCUAUACCAGCUCGUCCAUGCCAGCAGCGUGUGCGGCCUCUCCUCCUCCGGCCGCCCGCGCGCCCCCGACGCCCUCUGGCUGGCCCUCCGCGGCCACCACCUGCUGCCCCCCGACGGCCUCCCCAUCCUCUCCUCCGCCUGGACCCCCCGCCUCCACGCGUCUGCGCAAGCAGCCUCUUCCCCGCAACCCCCUUCCACCGGCCGCGCACCCGCUGCACCACCUCGCGGUGGGGCGGACGUUGCCGGAGGAUUGGGUGGUGGUGGUGUCGCUGCUGUGGAGCGCGCGCGUGAUGGAUCGCGGCGGUGGGGGCCUGGGCGACGGGAACAUGCGGACGGCGGCGACGUGGCACACGGAGGAGGCGAUGGAGGCGAUUGCGGGGAUGCUACGCGAGUUGUACUCAGAGGAGCGCGUGGUGGUCGACGAGGAGCAUCUGCCUUUGCGAAAAGCCAAGGCGUUGUUCUCGCAAACGAUUCUGCUGGUGGGACCCACGUCGCCUGCACUCUCGAAUCUCAUCUUCAUGCCGUUUAAUUCGACGGUUAUCGAGAUCCUAUCGUACGUGGUGAAUGGCACGUUAGAGUCUAGCAAGAGCACGGUUGAGAAUUUCCAGGGAGAUGGGAAAUCCGGUAGGAGGUUGUCCAGCCAACAGAGCACUGCCACGUGGCACUACAGGCUCUCUGAGCGGGUGGGUGUGCAUCACCUUCUGUCUGUGUGCGAUCCCGAGAGGAACCACAUGGACGCCAGCAAGAUGUGCCACGUGGACUAG
Molecule: messenger RNA, 1557 nt
Organism: Closterium sp. Naga37s-1
Lineage: Eukaryota; Viridiplantae; Streptophyta; Zygnematophyceae; Desmidiales; Closteriaceae
Source: the annotation of a GenBank genome assembly